This is a messenger RNA of Papaver somniferum (opium poppy), 855 nucleotides long. RefSeq lists its product as uncharacterized. The transcript has a single exon. Bases 1 to 855 code for a protein of 284 amino acids. The record is from RefSeq and is a predicted model, not a curated record. NCBI's taxonomy places the organism in Eukaryota, Viridiplantae, Streptophyta, Magnoliopsida, Ranunculales, Papaveraceae. Gene Ontology annotation, molecular function: nucleic acid binding; RNA-DNA hybrid ribonuclease activity.
AUGCCUAUGCAUAGUUUGGACUGUCCUAGGUGUUCUGAUCCUCAGAAAACUAUUAUGCAUGCUCUGAUCACUUGUACCUUUGCUAGUAGAGUCUGGUUCAUCUCUGAUUUCAACAUAAACACUCAAUUUUUUCAAAACAAGUCUUUUAUUGAUUGGAUUCUAUUCCGGUUUAUUGAUCCUCAAUCUAAACUCUCUGAGGAUAACCAAAGUCUCUUUGUGGCUAUCUUAUGGUCUCUUUGGACCAGUAGAAACAAUUUCAUCUUCCAAAACAUUAAUGAAAACCAUACUACUGUCUUAGCUAGAUCCAGAGUUAUGCUCCUCACUAGGAAAACUAGUUUGACUAUCUCUGCUAUUACUUCUGUCAGUAUUUGUGAUAAAUGGAGGCCCCCCUCUUUUGGCUGGAUUAAAUGCAAUAUUGAUGGUGCCUUUGAUGAUAUUUCUGGAGCAACUGGUGCAGGGUAUGUGAUGCGAGACUUCUCAAGAAAAGCAACCUUUUGUGCAUCCUUAGUCUUUGAAGAACAUUUUGCUGAAGAAGCUGAAGCAAGAGCCAUCUGGGCAGUACUGAAGAAAUCUUUUGAGCAACAGUUAACUCAUAUCAUCAUAGAAAGUGAUGCGAAAUCUCUUCUCGACCAAUUUUCAGCUGGGAAUUUAGAUGGGGAUUCACGUACGGAUGCUAUCUUUAAAGACAUUCACUUCUUUUCUUCUAAAUUAACUGCCUUUACUUUGAGUUUCCAACCUCGUUAUUGUAACUCUGUAGCUCAUGAGCUCGCCCUAUGGGAAAAGACAAACAAUUCUACCAUGUACUGGUCUACCCCUCCUGUUUGGAUUCUACCAACAAUUGAGGAGGACUAUUAG